AUGCUUAUCGAACGUCUGUUCGUCAAGGAGCAACAAGAUUCCCGCCCGAUGUCUUCUCCGUGGUUCAGCAGCGGCAGCUGUCAAAGGUGGCAGCAGCGGGAUGCUCCUGCCAGCCGUGCCCCUAACCAGUAUCUAUAUCCAUGGUUUCCCCCAGCUCUCGGUCCUUCCCCUCCUUUCCAAACCAUCAAACACACACUCACCAUUUGCACAAUGAUAUCCAUCCUCGCCAUCGUCGCCAGCGCGCUGGCCUUCUCAAGCGUGGCCUACAGCGCCCCCGCUGAACUCGCCCCCUCCAAUGGCACCGCCACGGUCUCAAACUACACUGUAUACUACGAGUGUAACCCAUCCAACCUGAAGUGGGCCGAAAUCAAGAACAUCCAGAUCGGCCGCGAUUAUCUAAACGGGCUCCCGGGCAAGGCUAAAAUCGCCGGAGGCAAGCACUGCGACCGCGUCAGCUGCUCGUAUAACUCGGCCAUUUUCUACUGCAACGACGAUGAUAACGAGAAGGAGGUCGAGUGGGAGAGGCUCGCCGAAUUCACCUCACUGCUUCUUGACAAGUGUGGUGAUAAGAGCGUGGUGAAGGGCAGGGUGUUCGACAGGCCUAACUGGCAUACUGAGGUUCAGGGUGAAGCUUGCUAAGGGUGGCUGGGUGAAGUGGUUGGGUGUUAAGUAACACAGGGACGAGCAUAGAGUUGUAGUUUCGCGCGGAGCCGCAACUGAAUGCAUUUGCGCUGGUUUAGCACGGUUUCUUCAGAGUUGUAUUUUAUUACAAGAACUGUGAUUGUCCAUUUCGUGUCGUG
Molecule: messenger RNA, 800 nt
Organism: Podospora pseudocomata
Lineage: Eukaryota; Fungi; Ascomycota; Sordariomycetes; Sordariales; Podosporaceae
Exons: 2
Coding region: 1-639 (212 amino acids)
Source: RefSeq, a predicted model, not a curated record